Molecule: messenger RNA, 887 nt
Organism: Mercenaria mercenaria
Lineage: Eukaryota; Metazoa; Mollusca; Bivalvia; Venerida; Veneridae
Product: 60S ribosomal protein L8
Exons: 7
Coding region: 30-806 (258 amino acids)
Biological process (GO): cytoplasmic translation
Cellular component (GO): cytosolic large ribosomal subunit; ribosome
Molecular function (GO): structural constituent of ribosome; RNA binding
Source: RefSeq, a predicted model, not a curated record
UUUUUUUCCAUAGGCCAUUCCGUUUAAACAUGGGCCGCGUUAUUCGAGCUCAGCGUAAGGGUCCAGGAAGUGUGUUUAAGGCCCAUACGAAGCGCAGGAAGGGACAAGCAGCUAUACGUGCUAUUGAUUUUGCUGAAAGACACGGUUAUGUAAAGGGAGUUGUGAAGGAUAUUGUACAUGACCCUGGUCGUGGUGCACCGCUGGCCAAGGUGACGUUCAGAGAUCCUUACAGGUACAGACAGAACACUGAAACAUUCAUUGCCACUGAGGGCAUGUACACAGGACAGUUCAUUUACUGUGGGAAGAAAGCAACUCUACAGAUCGGCAACAUUUUACCAAUUGGUGUUAUGCCUGAGGGUACCAUUGUAUGUUGUUUGGAGGAGAAAACCGGGGACCGUGGCAAGAUAGCCCGCGCCUCCGGCAACUACGCUACAGUCAUCUCACAUAACCCAGACACAAAGAAGUCGAGAGUUAAGCUUCCAUCAGGCUCGAAGAAAGUUGUUCCAUCAGCAAACAGGGCUGUAGUAGGGAUUGUUGCUGGAGGUGGUCGUAUUGACAAACCCAUCCUGAAGGCAGGACGUGCCUAUCACAAAUACAAGGCCAAGAGAAAUUGCUGGCCCAAAGUUCGUGGUGUGGCUAUGAACCCAGUAGAACAUCCCCAUGGUGGUGGUAACCAUCAGCAUAUUGGUAAAGCUUCAACCGUCAGAAGAGACUGCUCAGCCGGUAAAAAGGUUGGUCUUAUUGCUGCCAGAAGAACAGGUCGUCUCCGUGGUACAAAUGUUGUCAAAAGCAAAGAGAAGGAAUAAACACACAGACUGUUAUUUAUGUACAAGUCCUGCUAUGUACUUACAUGUAUACAACAGGCAAAUAAAAGAGAAAAAUAUUGA